UCUGCUGUGGAUUCCUGAUAGCCGGUGACAGUAGACGCCUGCUCCGAUUUUUCUGACCGGGAUCCAGCGUUGGCGUGCGGUUCUGCCCUACAACAAAUAUGAGGGGUCAGGGUAGCCGCAGACAUGUUCAGGACCGUCAUCAGAGAGAUCCGAGAGACACUGCCCCCACAGACGCUCCACCUGACGGGGACGAUCCGCAGCUUCAGGCGGCGCCUGGGCCGCAGAGGGAGGCCCAGCAGCAGGUCGAGUACGAGAUUGAUGCCUCGGGGAGGUUAAAGGUCGCACCUGACGCUCUAAGGGAGCGGCUACAUGACAGCGGGAAGGUCUCCAGAGGCUUGCUGGACAUCUUUCGUUCCUGCUGGUUCAUAGAAGGUUCUUCCUGGAAGGGAUUGAAGGCGGAGCAGAAGACGUUCUACUGGGAGGAGUUCAAGAAGAAGUUUUGGUGGGACUCCAUCUACCCCGAGCAGGCGAUUAGAGAUGUCUUUAUGAGACAUGCUGCUAAUCGUUACAAGGACACAAUUCACGCGAUGAAGAGUGUUAGGGAUAACAGUGUCACAGAUGAUAUUUGGGCGGCAUGGAAUGCGAUUUGGGAUACGGCUGCGGCGAAGAGGAAGUCCGCCAUCGCUCGGGCUAACAGGAUGAGUGAGCCGUCAGGGCCCGGGACUGGACCGGUGCGCCACACGGCAGGAUCGCGCUCAGCUGUGAAGCAUAUGACCGUUUUGAGUCAGGAGCUCGGUCGUCCUGCGACAUUUGCUGAGUUGCAUGUUCGUAUGCACUCGACAAAGGACGAUCGGAACAAGUUUGUCGACAAGAGGUCGCAGGAUAAGCAUGAGCGUUUCCUUGCAGAGCGUGCAGCUGCGACCCAGUCCUCCCCGGCUGAGGGCAGUUCGUCGACCCCGCAGUCCAUCGACGAGAACGAACUGUUCUUGUCUCUCGAGGCGGUGAAGAAGCAGCGGGUUUACGGAGUUGGUUCAGCUGCAGCUUCGUACAUCGCGUCAUUCAAGGGCACCGGUGUACGCCGCGGCUCAUGCUCGUCGUCCCAGCAGACUCACUCGACUGAGGAUAUCGAGGAGCGGAUCCAGAGAGAGGUAUCCGCUCGGGUGCAAGGGAUGCGGGAAGAGAUUCAGAGGGAUGUGGAGUCUUCCGUCGACGAGCGGAUUGCUGAGAGGGUCCGCUCGGAGCUGGCAAAGAUGAUGAGCACUCUACCAGAAGCCAUGCGCCCCCCGCAGCCCCCCUCAGGUCCAGAUGACGAGGAUAUUACUAGACUCUAG
This is a messenger RNA of Mercurialis annua (annual mercury), 1271 nucleotides long. RefSeq lists its product as uncharacterized. The transcript has 6 exons. Lineage: Eukaryota; Viridiplantae; Streptophyta; Magnoliopsida; Malpighiales; Euphorbiaceae. The record is from RefSeq and is a predicted model, not a curated record. The coding region runs from base 99 to 1271 and encodes 390 amino acids.